AUGCGUUACGCCUGGGUAUUGAACGAGACAAUGCUCUUUCAAUAUGCCAAAGACUAUGACAUGUUUGUUAUGUGCGCAUCGUUGAAGUUGUCCGUCAACCGUUCUCGCCGAUUACCGAAGGCUACCAACUUGGACCCCAACGACAUGGUUGCGUGUUUCUGGCUGAUGAAAAGUGGGGUUACACGGAUCAUCGUCGAAGACUUGAACUUGCCCUGGCCGACUGAGUUCUUUGCCGUCAAACGAAUGGCGAGCGGAGGGGGUCUGCGUGUUGUCUCGCUUUUCCAAAGCGACUUCCCCUGA
This is a messenger RNA of Sparassis crispa, 300 nucleotides long. RefSeq lists its product as hypothetical. Lineage: Eukaryota; Fungi; Basidiomycota; Agaricomycetes; Polyporales; Sparassidaceae. The record is from RefSeq and is a predicted model, not a curated record. Bases 1 to 300 code for a protein of 99 amino acids. The transcript has a single exon.